Molecule: messenger RNA, 1705 nt
Organism: Pelobates fuscus (common spadefoot toad)
Lineage: Eukaryota; Metazoa; Chordata; Amphibia; Anura; Pelobatidae
Gene: RYBP
Product: RING1 and YY1 binding protein
Exons: 5
Coding region: 312-1553 (413 amino acids)
Biological process (GO): positive regulation of DNA-templated transcription
Cellular component (GO): nucleus
Molecular function (GO): DNA binding; transcription coregulator activity
Source: RefSeq, a predicted model, not a curated record
CCCCGCCCCUCCUUCCGUCCCUGGGUGACUGGUCUGUGCAGUCUGGCAGCAGAUCGGCGGAGAGAACGCGGCUGUGGCUGAUCCUAGACCCCCCAAGGCGGAUCACCAGGACCCCCCAACCACUCCACAGCACCCUCAGCCAACCCAUCAACCCAAAAAGGACCCCUGCCCCCCACCUUAACUCCAUUUAAACCCCCUCCCCCCUCUCCUAGACCACCCUCUACCCAUUGCUAUUUAUUGAUAGGAUUUGGGGGGGGGUCCCUGCAGAAAAUAAGAGGGGGGAGGGUGCAGCAGGCGUGGAUUUUACAUUCAUGAUUAUGGGCGACAAGAAGAGCCCGACCAGGCCAAAAAGGCAAGCUAAGCCAUCUGCGGACGAGGGCUACUGGGAUUGUAGUGUAUGCACUUUUAGGAACACAGCUGAAGCUUUCAAGUGCAGCAUUUGUGAUGUCCGGAAAGGAACCUCCACCAGGAAACCCAGGAUAAACUCCCAGUUAGUUGCCCAGCAAGUUGCUCAACAGUAUGCUACUCCACCACCACCAAAAAAGGAGAAGAAAGAAAAAAUAGAAAAGCCAGAAAAAGAGAAAACAGACAGAGAGAAAUGUGAUAAAGAAAAACCAGAAAAGGACAAACUGGAUAGAGAGAAAAUGGACAGAGAAAAAUUGGAUAAAGAAAAGUUGGAUAGAGAGAAGUUUGAUCGUGAAAUAUUUGAUCGAGAGAAACUUGAUCGGGAAAAGUUGGACAGGGAAAAAUUGGAUCGAGACAAGCUAGACCGGGAGAAACUGGAUAGAGAGAGAGUUGAUCGUGAGAAACUAGAUAGAGAAAGAGUGGACCGUGAAAGACUUGACAGAGAGAGAGUUGACCGAGAGAAAUUGGACAGAGAGAGAGUUGACCGGGAGAAAUUGGACAGAGACAGAGUUGACCGGGAGAAAUUGGACAGAGACAGAGUUGACCGGGAGAAAUUGGACAGAGACAGAGUUGACCGGGAGAAAUUGGACAGAGACAGAGUUGACCGGGAGAAAUUGGAGAGAGAAAGAGGUGACCGGGAGAAGCUGGAGAGGGAUAAACCAGAGAAAGAGAAAAUAGAAAAGGAGAAACCUGAAAAAGAACAGAAAACCGACAAAGAACGACAUGAAAAACAUGAAAAAACAGUGAGAGAUAUCACUGCAAGUGUUGUAAAAAAGACUGCUAAUAAAAAGACCAGACCAAAGUCAGACAUUCUAAGAGAUGCACCCAUUGAAGCCCACAGUAUUCAAUCUGGAAAUACAAUGACUAAGAUCAGCAAGUUUAAUCACACUUCAAGGCCCAGACUGAAAAAUGUAGACCGGAGCACUGCACAGCAGCUUGCAGUCACGGUGGGAAAUGUUACAGUAAUAAUCACAGACUUUAAAGAAAAGACUCGUUCCUCCUCUACGUCUUCAUCUACGGUGACGUCAAGUGCCGGCUCAGAACAACAGCAUCAGAGCAGCUCUGGCUCAGAAAGCACAGACAAGGGGUCUUCCCGUUCCUCGACCCCCAAGGGUGACAUGUCUGUUGUGAAUGACGAGUCUUUCUGAAGAAAAAACAAAUAUUGCACACAAAUUUGGUGGAAACUCUGAAACCGGGUCAGGAAUUCCCAGACACCCACUUGCCUGUGUUUGUUUGUAUUCCUGCGGCUUUUCUUUCAUUUGGUUUUUGUUGUUUGUGUUUGUUUUUUUAUUUUAUUUUU